CUUGAACCAGAUUUAGUCACAUCAGCUUGUUUCAGAGUGACCUAUGCUGGAGGGAGCAUGUGUUCAUCAGGAGAGAAACAAUGUUCAAUCGUGUUUCCAACAGAAAUCUUUCUCCACCAGACCUCUGUAGACCAACAUCAUGUCAAAAUCAACUGCAGCAGCAGCAGCAGCAGCAGCAGCAGCAGCUGUUCUCUGACUGAUCCUCAGGCCUCCAUUGUUUUGUUUAGGAACAGAAAACCAGAGCAAAAGAAAACGUUUCCCUUAACAUCUACAGAGACCUUCACUUGUGCUGUAAAAGAUCUUCAGGAUAUUCAUUCAGCUGAUGUCUGUCUUGAUCACAGCAGCUGCUGGACUGUGAAUUGUUUCCCAAAAAGAAUCUGUGCUCUGAAAGGCUCUUCUCUGAAUAUCUCCUGUGAAUAUUCACAUCCUCAACACCAGCAGCUAAUAAUGAAACGUUGGUUUAAAAUAAACAGAAAUAUAAACCAGAAAGGAGAAGAGAUUAUAGAAAAAAAGAACAAGGUGAAGUUUUAUGACUCCCCGAACAAGCAUAACCUUAGAUUUGAAAAACUGAGUAAAAGUGACUCAGGAGAAUAUGUGUUUGAAAUAGGAGAAAACUCUAAUGAUCUGAAAGAAUCCACUUUUCCUGAAGUUACUUUGAUUGUCACAGAUCUGAGAGUUGAGAUCAGACCUUCUUCAGAAGUGACUGAGGGUCAGAAAGUCACAUUAACAUGCAGCACCAGCUGUCCUCUGACUCCCAACUCAAACUUUCACUGGUAUUUGAACCAUCAACCUCUGAAGGGGGAAAACAAACACCUGGUCAUAGAUGCAGUCACCAGUCAGGAUGCAGGAAACUACUCAUGUGUUGUUAAAACAAAAGAAAUCUUCAUGUCAUCAGUGAAGACUCUCACUGUUAAAAGCAUCAACACAACAACACAGAUCGAAAUUGUUGGAGGAGUUUCACCAAAAGUCAUAGUCUUAGUCUUAGUUUCAGUCUUAGUCAGUAGUCUUAUUUGUCUCACAGUUUUCUUGUGGAUUAGGAAGAAGAGAACCUCCACUCAGUCCUCAAGUUCUGAAGCCGUCAAAAACUUGUAUACGUUAAACACUGAUCACCUGUACGAGGAAAUCCCAGCAGAAGCAACAGAUAAUAGACUUCACCACAGCCAAGUUAACCAUGAAAACACGUUUGUCUACUCCACCAUCCAAGCUCAUCAGGAACAAGAGCAUGUCCCCUAUGCUAUAACCAAGGUCAGACAAAAGUCAGACCUGGAAACGGUGAAUGAUGUUCUGUAGCUUGCAUGGACCAAAGCAACAGUCACACUUCCUGCCCACAUUCAAGCACCAAUGGCAGCAAAACUGCUUCGCCAGAUGUCAACUAGGCCAUUGGGAGCACCAAAGAUUUAGUGGAUUGCCCAAGGGGACUUUGACACGUGGUCGGAAAGAAGAGAAACUGAGCCUACAUUCCUGAUAUCACAGGUUGAAAUCUGAAACUCUGGAGUAACGUUAAAAUGUGUAACUAAUUUAAAUGAAUAAAGAUUUGUAGGUAUUCAAUGUAAGCAUAGAGCAUAACAUGACAGAGUUUUUCUGGCUGUGAACUUUUAUGUCUCAAUAGUGGAACCAUAAUAAAUGGUAAAUGUGGUUUACUCAUAUAGCACUUUAAUACCUAAAUACACUUUAUAGUCACAGCUUCAU
Molecule: messenger RNA, 1689 nt
Organism: Oryzias melastigma (Indian medaka)
Lineage: Eukaryota; Metazoa; Chordata; Actinopteri; Beloniformes; Adrianichthyidae
Exons: 6
Coding region: 58-1290 (410 amino acids)
Source: RefSeq, a predicted model, not a curated record